Messenger RNA from Pestalotiopsis fici W106-1, 1521 nucleotides. RefSeq lists its product as uncharacterized. Gene Ontology annotation, cellular component: membrane. The transcript is spliced from 3 exons. NCBI's taxonomy places the organism in Eukaryota, Fungi, Ascomycota, Sordariomycetes, Amphisphaeriales, Sporocadaceae. The record is from RefSeq and is a predicted model, not a curated record. Gene Ontology annotation, biological process: transmembrane transport. The coding region runs from base 1 to 1521 and encodes 506 amino acids. Gene Ontology annotation, molecular function: transmembrane transporter activity.
AUGACCAUACCUAGAAAGUCUACUGUCGAGGAAUCAGCCAGGGACAUGGAUGAGACACCAGCAAAUGCAGAGGCGGGUCUGGUAAGGGACUGGUCUCUUCAGACUGAACGAAGAGUUCGGAGAAAGCUCGACUACCUCGUACUUCCAUCUCUCAUGUUGGGCCUUUUUGCACUCCAGCUGGACAAGGGCAACAUUGCCUACGCCAUCACGACAAGCUUCACUAGGGACAUUGGUAUCGGCACCGACCAAGUCAAUUAUGGAAACCAACUGAUGCUAGCGGGCAUUGUCAUUUUCGAGAUACCGUUCAACAUGGUCUUGUCCCGGAUCGGGGCCGCCAAGUGGCUCGUCAUUCAGAUCUUCGCCUGGGGGACCGUCGCCACGGCGCAAACGGCCAUACGAAACCUUGCGGGGUUUUAUGCCACGCGAUUCUUGCUGGGCAUGUGUGAGGCGGGCUAUCUUGCGGCAGCCCUGACCAUUCUCGCCAGCUUUUAUACCCGUGGCGAGAUGGCCAUGCGAGUCACGCUUGUAUACAUUGGCAACUACUUCUCGGCUGGGGUUGGAGGCCUGAUUGCCGGCGGUAUAUUCAAGAUUCCACAGUCAACUGGUCUGAAGCAAUGGCAGUGGCUCUUUCUACUCAAUGGUCUGUUUACUCUGAUUGUGGGGCUUUGGUUCAUCUUCUUUAUGCCCUCGACAACUACCAAUACUGCACCUCUAUGUGGUCUCAAAUGCCUAAAUCUGUUCACCGAGGAAGAUAAUCGCAUCAUCCGUUCCAGAGUUAUUCUCGAUGAUCCACGGAAAAAGAUAUCCUUGGAAAGCAUCGGAGUCAAGCGUGCUAGUCAGAUCCUACUCACUAAUCCCGCCAUCUGGGGCCACUCGGCCAUCAACCUCAUCUCCUUGACACCAAAGGGCGGCAUUGGAACAUACAUGCCCACAAUUAUCAAGAAUUUUGGGUUCGAUGCCAUUAUAGCCAGCGAGCUGGCUGCCGUACACAAUUUUGGCGUUUGCAUCUAUGCCAUUGUGGUUUCGUGGAUCAGCGACAAGACAGCGAUACGGGGCCCCCUGUGUCUGCUCUGCGGCAUCUACAGCCUAGUCUUUUCCGGGAUACAGUAUUCGCUCGUGCGCAACACCGACACUUGGCUCAAGUACGCCAUCUUGACCGUCUUUGCGGCUGGGACGGCGGUAUCUCAAGGUCUGAAUGAUGCAUGGUUUAGCGUUAAUACCGCCGACCCCCAAGUGCGCUGUCUCGGCAUGGCUCUGGCCGUGGCUGGCUCUAAUCUGGGUGGACUUGCUGGGCAGAAUAUUUUUGUGCAGAGCGAUGCACCGUACUAUGAAAAGGGGUUCCUCAAGAUCAUGUGCAUAUAUGCGGGGAGUAUUGUGGUUGUAUCCUUGAUGAUUGUGUAUUACUGGGCCAAAAACCGUCAACUGGCAAAGCAGACUUUUGUUGGUGAGCUGGUGGAUGAGAAGGGAGAGGUUGUUUUAGCCCACAAUGGAGAGACCCCACAGGUCAAAUAUCAGCUCUAG